Messenger RNA from Carassius auratus (goldfish), 5525 nucleotides. Its product is annotated as protein Wiz-like. The record is from RefSeq and is a predicted model, not a curated record. Gene Ontology annotation, molecular function: DNA-binding transcription factor activity, RNA polymerase II-specific; RNA polymerase II cis-regulatory region sequence-specific DNA binding. Gene Ontology annotation, cellular component: nucleus. Lineage: Eukaryota; Metazoa; Chordata; Actinopteri; Cypriniformes; Cyprinidae. Gene Ontology annotation, biological process: regulation of transcription by RNA polymerase II.
CACAAUGGGCUCUAACUUGUUGAAAUGUGAGUUUUGUGGUGCUGCCUUUGAGACACGUCGUGGUUUGUCUAGCCAUGCCCGCUCUCACCUACGCCAGCUUGGCAUCGGCAUGUCAGAGAACAGUGGUGCACCCAUUGAUCUUCUCUACCAGAUCACUAAGGAACGCUCCAUUGACACACACUUUACUGGCACCUCCCCUACUGUGGAAUCUCCCAAAAAGCUCCAGCACCAUGCCCCUAUUGUUCCUAUACCUAGCCCCACAAAAGAUGUUGAAACUGAAGAAGGACUGCUGGACACCAAGCCCCCUGUCCCAUUCUCUAUUGCGGCUUCCGCUAUUAAAGUUUCCUCUUCACCAACUACUCACUCUGCAGCUGGCUCCCUGCCUUCCUCUCCAUUUGUAAAGUCUCGGUCCCCUUCCCCAGUGCUGAGAAAGGCUCCCAUCUCUUCCCUACUACCCGUGUCUUCCCCAUUGCGAUCCCAGGAGCAUAAGACCUUAGGAAAGAACCAGCCUACCAACCUUUCUAGUCCGAACAAACCAUUCUGGGCACCGCAAGAUACGGAUGCCCCAUUGAAUCUUACGAUGGACAUGGACUCUAAAGACAUUAUUUGCCAGUUGUGUGGUGCGUGGUUUGAAACAAGAAAAGGCCUCUCUAGUCAUGCUCGUGCCCAUUUGCGCCAUUUUGGGAUUGAGUACUCAGAAUCUAAGGGUUCCCCCAUUGAUUUACUCAACCGGUUCAUCUUGACUGAUGACUUUAAGCACAGAGCAAAUUCUUUUCUAUCAGAUGCUCCAGAAGACCUGAGGUCCCAGAAGACCACCGUGACAUCCCUUUUACCCUCCACUUCCACUUCACCUAAAAGAUCACUUCCCUCCAGCCCUGUCCUGUAUAAAACAGCAACCACUUCUGUGAGGACAACAAUUGGCUCUAAAGCUACCUCAACUUCUUCCCACCCUUUAUUGGGCCCACCCCCAAAGAAGCUGAAAGCCUCUUCAUUGCAAGUACUUCGUUUCAGUAGUGGAGAAGUUAUGUCCUUUCCUAUAGAGCCAAUGAAAGACGUGGGCUGUGAAUUCUGCGGAGAACUUUUUGAGAACCGCAAAGGCCUCUCCAGUCACGCUCGCUCCCAUUUGCGCCAACUUGGGAUCACAGAAUGGUCUGUGAAUGGCUCACCAAUUGACACACUAAAAGAUAUUAUAGUCCGUCGAGGCCUGCCAUCCAUCAAACCUCUGAAGUCCCCCAAAUCCCCCUCUUCUUCUCCAAUUCCUGGGCUGUCUCGGACCACAGUCCAGUCUUCUUCCCCACCAGGGAAUGUGCUUGGGCGCCCGUCUUUCCAUUUUGCCCAAACUCCCAGCCACGACCAGCCUACUACACGCAAAAUGUCUCCUUCGACAUCUACUGCCAGCUCUUCCCCAAACGUAGAGCUCGUUAAACCGAAACCAGAGCCUGAAAUUGUGGAGGUUACAAUGAAAGGAUCAGACAUGGGAGUAAAUGAAAGCUACAACCCAGAGCCACUACAUUCCAGUUUAGACACUUCAGAUAAUGUUUAUCCUGUCAACUUGGUUAUGACUCAGGAGAAGGAACCUUCCCGUGAUAUUCGCUGUGAAUUCUGUGGUGAAUUCUUUGAAAACCGCAAAGGCCUCUCAAGCCAUGCACGUUCACACUUGAGGCAUAUGGGUAUCACAGAGUGGUCUGUGAACGGCUCUCCCAUUGACACACUUUGGGAAGUCAUGAGGAGACAAGGCACUACCCCUGCAUCUGUUGCCUUUGGCAUAAAGGAGGAACCAGGACAGGAUAGUGGGAUUUCAUUAAACAGUCCAGGCUAUCAGUCCUCUGCCCUGUCCCGAAAGUCACCUCUUAACCUGCUUCACUCUGGCUCGCGUCUUCAUAAGCAUGGGCUGGGAAGCGUUGCCUUGUCCUCUACCUCAUCUGUGGGGAAGAUUUUUGGAGUGCCUCCUAUGAAGAAGAAGGUACUGGUGGAGGAGGGACAGCCAGGAGAGAAAGCAUUGCUCAUUCAAUCUAAAAAUUUCUCACCUCCCCCACAGGACUAUUCCUUUAGGGGUAAAGCCUCAGUGGAGAAACAUGGGGUAGGCCACAUGGAUGCCAGUUGUGAACUCUGUGGAUUUUACUUUGAGAACCGGAAGGCACUGGCCAGUCAUGCUCGAGCACAUUUACGUCAGUUUGGAGUGACAGAGUGGUGUGUAAAUGGUUCGCCUAUCGAGACGCUGAGUGCCUGGAUACGCAGCCGUCCACAGAAGGCAGCAGAGAUGCAGCAAAGUUAUGUUCAAGGAGCCCGCUAUGCCCAAAAGAAAAGGUGCGGUUCUGCUCUCUCACCAUCCCGUGACUCUGACUCUACAACUCCUGUUUCCCAAAAGCCCACUGUGGCCAAAUGGGCAUCUCUCACUUUGCCUCAAAAGAGAGCAAUUGGGCGGGAUGUCAAAAGUUGUCCCUGGGGGUUGUCAUCACGGGGAACUGACGCAAAAAGCAGGAGUGGAAGUUCCACUCAGCAUGGCCUUAUUCCACAGCCUGGCACUCAUCAUUCCAAUAAUGCACUUCCACAUGCGCAGGUGGCGCAUAGUGAACUCAACGUGCGUUUGCCACGAGGAUUUGAGAGACGCCCACUUAAACAUCCAUCACAUGCUGAAGGAGGGGUGGGAGAGAGUGGCACCCCGAAACCUCGCUCCAGUACCGUUCCUGCCCUUGUGCCAAAGCCCCCCUCCACUCCACUGGUUAAACUUGUGGGUAAAAUUUACUCACUUAAGUGCCGGUUCUGUGACGUGGAGUUUCACGGCCCUCUCUCGGUACAGGAGGACUGGAUCAGGCACCUACAGCAGCACAUCCUCAAUCUUAACUACAACAAGACUGCUUCACCUGCAAACGACACUCCCGCCCAAAGUGACACACCUGAUCCCAAGCCCCUAGUCUCAGCUGCUACCUCCACGUCAACUACGACCACAGCCCCCUCCACGACCCCGUCCACACCCUCCCCAAAGCCCACAACUACACCCACAUCAGCCUCCACACCUACACCCGCCCCCAGCCAAGCUUCAGCGGGGCGGCCGGCUACAGCAGAGCCAGUUCCUUCUCCUGCUAAUUAGGCCAUGUGUCCUUCCUACAUAUGUAUGAGAUGCCAUCAUCUUCGGCAGUCAUUUACAUGAUUUGUUUCUGUAUUACUAAUCUUUGAUUAUUUCAAUCUCUGAUCAAAGGGAGAGAUUUUUCGAAAAAUCUCAGCUAGCGACCCACUUACCCUGACCUACAUCGCGAGCAUCUGUUAUGAUUCAGGCGCUAGGUAGGUGUGUUGCCAUGACAGUUCUCAUCUCCCUUUUGUCGGCCGUAAUUUAUGAACAAGAAAAAGUCACAGUAUAAUACAAAUUACAUUUGUUUUGUGGAUAAGCUUUGAUGAGUAUGUGGUGAGUUCAGUUCUGUAAGCUAUUUGGCCCUUAUGCCCAAUGACUAGUAUUUUGUUUUUUUAAAAUAUCUCACAAAACUCUUUAGCUUACCAAAUGUAUUCUUAAAUGGUCAGCAAAGUAGAGAAUUACAAUCAAAAAGGCACAGAUAUAAAGCUCACCCUUAAAUGGUUUCACUAUGAAGCACUUAAACAAAAAGCUUUGACCGUUUGAAACAAAGCUUAUCUGUUUCUAGCAUAUACAAGUUCACAGUUUGUGUUAACUGUUAAAAGUUAACUGUUUUAGCUGUGAUAACUGACUACAAGGCUGUACUGCCAUGCAGCUAUCAAAAGAUACGAUGUUCGUUUUAAGCAGACAAAGAUAGGUUUGUGUCCUGACAGGACAUGGCUUUUCUUUUCUGCAGUCCCACUGCAAUCUAGACCUUGAUAAUGUCAUUUGAAUCUUGCCACUUGGUUGAUCAAAUUUGUCUGGAACCAAUUGCUGCUAAAUAUUUAAAUAAGCUAAGCACACUUAGUUAAAUGCAUCGUUUUAGCACAUGACCAACAAAAUGAGCAUGCAAAUUGUCAUGCCUUCCAGUUGUAUUCAACCGUACGUAUUUAUGCCUUUGUUGCUUUUUUGUAUGGCUCAUUGUUUUGUAGCAAGUUUGCACAAGCUUCAUGCUUUGAUUAAUCCGAUCCUAGAUCGCUCCAUUUUCUCUCCAUUUAAUCCUGUGCUUGGCACAAAGUAAACUCUAAUUGAAACAGUCGACGCAGCUGUCUAAAAGACUUCUUUGUUACUUUUUAAAUAAUGAAGCUUUCUGAGAAACUGCCUUGGAACAAGUUGAUGGCCUGAAGUAUUUUAUGCUCAUAAAAGUCACUUUUUUCCCCCCAGAUGCAUUUCAAGAGAACCCUAAUUAUGGCUCAUCUGAAUGUUGAACGAGCUUAACUUUUUGGCUACACUACAUUUGAAUGUUUCUCUAGAGUAAAUGGUUAACGCACUUUUAUCUGCAAAGAAUUAGGGAGUGUUCGUGUAUAUAUAAAACGUAUAUCUUUUUAGUUUUUCUGAUCGUAAAGUGCUUAGUCUGAGACUUUUUUCUUAACAAUGUUUUUCCCUGUACCAAUUUGAAGGCAUUUUCACAAAAACGUAAACUGUAGAAAUUUCCCAGUGACAGAAUGUGCCAAAGAGAACGUGACACGUCUCGGUAGCUUUAGCUUUUGCGAGUUUUUUGCAAGUCUGUCGUUUUGUCUUUGAGCAGUUGAUGGUAGCAGCAGAUUUGCUGCUGUGGAUUUGCUUGAAAAAAAAAAAUAAUAAUACAUAGAAACUGACAAUUGAGUUAUACUAUGUGAGUAUACUAGACAAGUACACCAUACUCGUGAUGCCAGGAAUUGACUCUGACGAUUUUUUACUGCGAAUAUGGUGACUGCCUCCCAAACAUACGAGUGCUUUGGAUCACAUUUCCAUAUCUACACAGGAAAGCAAUAACAAACCGCUCCGCUAUGGAUGUUUGUUGCAGCUUUCACGACUUUACUCUUGACUGUUAGGCUUUUAGUAUUCCAAAAGGGAAUAUUAUUGAUAUAUCUAACCUAACACAUGUAUAGAUGAGAAGAAGAUUUUAACAGUUUAACACUUCAAAUGUGGUCUUGAUCAUUGUGAAUUUAUUUUGAUUUCUAAUGCUGUGUAUUUUUUAAUGAGACGUGCGUUCCUUUACUUGCAGUUACAUACCAGUGGAAUAGAUCAGCGUUUUAUUUUUGAUUCUGUCAGUUUCUCUUUUAAGAUACAGGACAUUGGUGCUUGUGGAUUUUUAAUUGAAGAUUGUUCCAAAGGGAGAUUGUCAAGUCCUUUGCGCAAGGACUCUAAAAACGUGUGUCUUAAAUUCAACGGCUCUGUACAUCAUGUUCUUGGUUAGUUAGGUCUUUUUGUGACUGUUGCCCAGUUGGCAUGUGCUUUACAGCUGAUGGUGUGCGUUCUCCUAAAGAUAUCCUCAGCUGGUUUAGACCGCGGUGUCUGUACAAGUAUUCGUGUGUAUGAGAGAGACAAAAAUACUUUUUGUGACUGAAAGAGAGAAAUGCCAUCGAAGUGUUAACCAGAGGAAGAUUCGUGUGAAUCUGCUCUUGAAUGAAAAUCAUUAAAUGUGAUCUGAAAUCUC